AUGCCUGAGGUGAAGAACAGAGGUGUGGCUCCAGAGCGGGCUUCAUCAUCCAUCUUGGGUGACCCCGAAUAUCGCCCCUACAUCUGUGAAUGCUGCCCCAAGAAGCCGAAAAAGUUCGGAACCCUCGAGCAACUCAGUAAACACGAGGCCGAGAAGCAGUACGAGUGUACUUUCUGCCCGAAUCGGUUCAAGUCCAGAAACGAAGCCAUACGCCACUUGAACAGCGUCCACCUCCGCCACCACAGCUGGUCAUGCUCUGCACUCGGCAACGCUGGGGCCCCUUUCGGCCUUUCGCCUGCAUUCCAUGACAGCCCCUCGCAGCCAGGAGUGGCUGACUCCUGUGGCUACUGUGGUGAGGACUUUGCGCGUAAUGGAGGAGGUGCUGCUGUUGGUGAUGGCGGUGUUGGCGAUGACGGCGAUGGCGCCCUAUGUGCGACUGUGGUGGACUGGCACGAACGGUUGCACCAUAUGCGGCAUGUCCACCACUACAUGGAGUGCAACAAAAACAAGAGGUUCUACCGCGCCGACCACUUCCGCCAGCACCUCAAGCACAGCCACGCCGGGACGAGCGGGAGGUGGACUAAUCUGUUGGAGAAUGCAUGUAUGCUAGAAGAGGAACCACCUCAGCCCCGUGUGUCUAAAGUCUCAGCAUUGGAUAUGUUCUUGGGGGAGCCCAGACCCAGGCCCAACUUACAAUGA
Messenger RNA from Anthostomella pinea, 699 nucleotides. The record is from the annotation of a GenBank genome assembly. NCBI's taxonomy places the organism in Eukaryota, Fungi, Ascomycota, Sordariomycetes, Xylariales, Xylariaceae.